UUUUUUUUUUAUAAAAGCGAAAAAAAAAUUAGUUUCGAAAUGCCGCUUGUGGUGGCGUUGCAAUAUGACGUGACAACGAUGAGCCUUUUAAACCAAUUAACAAUUAAAAUUUAUAAUCCCUUUUCUGUCAAUUUUUCCUAUACUCUUUCUUUUUUUUUGUUGUACCUUCGCCUAUAAUAUGAUAUUCCCAGACCAAGAGAGUUCAUCAAAAUGAAUGAAAUAAAAAAAAAGAAGUAUAAAACAUGUACCUAAUUAUAAUUAUGCAUGUGUAUGUAUCUCUUUCGAUUUGCAAUAUAAAAAAGAAUAAGACAAAAAAAAAGGCCAUCUUUUUCCAAAAGCAUAAUGACAUUUUUUUUCUUCUAUCUAUGUAUAUGCAAAAUGAGACUAUUUUCUGACCCAAGUGUUUGCUUCUUUGUGUUUGAAAUAAACAUUAUCAAAACAUUGAAAUUGAAAGAAAAAUCGAAAUAAAAUGUGGUUUAAAAAAAAUCUUUGAAUUGGUUCAUUGAAAAAUUCCAUUCAGUCAAUUUUGACAAAUCUGCGUUCAGCACAAAUCAUUGAUUUUGAGAGGAUUUUUUUUUAUUGCUGCACCUGUCAUUUAGAAUGUUUUAAGCUAACAGAAUAACAUCAAAAAUGUCGAAGUCCAACAUUGAAACAAAAAAUCGAAUGACUAAAAGAACAUUAGAUUGAAACUAAAACAAUAGAAAAAUUAAAAAGUUUAAAGCGAAAUAAAUAAAAAACCGGGAAAUACAAAUUAUAAAUAAAAAAAAUAAGCAACAAGUGUUUUAAGCGCAAUCAAAUAAUUAAAAUACUUAACAACUAAUUUUAAUAAAAAUAUUAUUUUGUUUUAAUUUUCUUUUGGGAAAAUUUAAUUUUCCUUAAAAAAAUCCAAAACAUUCAAUCCAGCAACAACACAGCUUAAAUACUUAUUCGCAUUGUCUGUAAAUUAGUUUUUGUCGUCAAUCAUUUUUUUUUUAUUUAAAAAAAUAUAAACAUAAACAUUAUUUGUCGCGUUUUAAAAAAGAUAAAUAACAACAAUAACUGUUAUAAAUGUGUGUGUGAGUCAGAAAGUCGUUGAACUGAAAAUUUGUUUAUUUUCAAAAAAAAAAAAACGACAAAAACAAAACAACAACACUUAACAGUGGAACCGAGCAAAAGAGAUUGAGAGAAAAUAAGCAGGAACUUUUUCAUCUAUUUUCUGAGUUCGAAAACUGAUGGAUGGAAAUGCACAAAAUAUGUUUCACGGAAAUCAUCAAGGAGACCCUUACUAUCGGUAUGACCCGGCAGCGGCAGCAGCAGCCGCAGCCACACCCCGAGCCAUGGGUCCUCCCGGAGGAUACCCCCCAAGACAUAGAGCACCGCAUCCGCUACAACAACAACCACAAUAUCCAUCGUACCAGCCAUCGGCGGAAAAUUUGUACGCCCUCAGUGCUGCUGAUCAACACAGUGCAAUGGGAUUGGGUGACUUAGGUGGCUGGGGUGCUGGACCAACAGCUGGCCAAGCUGGAGCAUAUCCAGGCCCAGCACUUAGUGCGUAUGGUCAUCCACAAGCGGCACCACCGCCACAAAGGCAGACACCUACGCAACCAAGCUACCGUCAACACCUCAGCGCAUACACCCAGCAAGAUCAGCAAAAGCUCAGCUAUUCGACGCAGCAAAGUCUAAUGAGCGGAAUAAUGCAACAACCUGGGUAUGUGGCUUUGAGUCAACAACAACCGACACCACAGCAACAACAGCAACAGCAGCAGCAGCAGCAACAACAACAACAGCAACAAAGAAUACCACAACAUUACCCGCAAACCAGCAGCCAUCCAAUGUACCCCGGUGGGCCACAGGCUCAAACAGGUGCACCUGCACCUCAGCCCUAUAGUCCAUAUGGAACACCGACGAGCAUGCAACACCAGCCAGGUAGACCCACGCAGCAUAGCGCACUGAGCUAUGGGGCUCACUCGUUGGAUCAAAGUAGUUAUGGACAGCAUGUGCCCAGUUCAGCACCAAGUGGCCAUCAUUUGAGCAGUCAGCAGCAACAACAACAACAACAGCAGCAGCAGCAAACAUCGCAGCUGACCGGUCAACAGCAGCCACAACAAACGCAUCAUAGCCAAAAUCAUUUAAGUGCCUCUCAGGCGCAACCUCCACCUGGCUUACAUCCUAGCCAAGUGGUAUCACAUCCCUCCCAGCAGCAACAACAACAACAACAGCAACAACAACAACAACAGGCGCAACAGCCAACGCAUCCCACAACAAGUCAGUCAUCACUGCCACCAGGCUUGAGCGCUCCUUCCCAGCAACAACAGCAUGCAGCUGCAGCAGCGGCCGCAGCUCAGCACUUGCUUAGCCAAGGACAGCCCAGUCACGUUGGCUUACUGCAUAAUAGUGCCCCCGUAGGUGGAGCUGGAGGUCUGCCACAUUCGAUGGUGUCAACGUAUGGUCACUUGCAACAAACUCAGCAGCAGCAAAGCCAACAACCCCCGUACAUGACGACGGCGAAACAUCAAUCGACGCCUCAAUUGAGUAGCAGUCCCCAGUAUCGUGCGCCUUUCCCGCAAUUAUCGCCUCAAAUGUCACCCAGACCUCCACAAAUGUCGCCUCAUCCCCAGAUGUCACCGAGGCCUGUAAUGUCACCGGCGAAGCCACCACAACAACAACAGCAGCCGCAACAACAGCAACAAGUGAACUCGCCCAAUCCAACUCAAUCACCACAUCACUCAAUAUCGGGUAUUGUUGGCAUUACGAGUCCAAGAGGAGGUCCCCAACCUCAGCCAAUUCAGCCACCGAGCAUUCAGACCCAACCACCAUCUUCGAAAAGUUCUGGUCCGCCUGUGAAUACAUUGCAAGCUCUUGAACAAAUGGUCAUGCCACCACAGAGCUUAGGAGGUAGUCCUCUAGAUUACCCACCAUACAGGCAAACUGGACAUACUCCAAUGUCACCAAUGGGUCCCCGAAUGCCGGUUUCUCCUCAACAUCAACAGUGGCCGCCACACCUUAGCAUGCAAUCGACUCUGCACCAGCAACAACAGCAGCAACAGAUGAAUCUGUACGCACAAUCACAGGCAAUGAGUCUUCAGCCACAAAGUGUGGUUCCCCAGCAGCAACAACCACCGCCGCCAACAUCUCAACAGAUGCCAGUGCAUGUGGGGCAUCCAGGUCCACAGCCUACACAACCAUCUCAACAUCAACAGCAGCAACAACAACUCCAACAGCAUCAGCAACAUCAACAGCAACAACAACAGCAGCAACAACAACAACAACAACAGCAGCAGCAACAACAACAGCAACAGCAGCAACAACAACAGCAACAACAACAACAACAACAGCAGCAACAACAACAGCAACAACAACAACAGCAGCAACAACAACAACAGCAGCAACAACAACAACAGCAACAACAAUUAAGUGAUCAGCUACAGCAUUCCAUAAAUGAUAUCGUCGGUCAUCAGUCUGUACCUGUUUCACAGCCAGUUCCACCUCCAUCUCAACAACAACCACAACAACAGCAGCAGCAACAACCACCACCACCAAUACUAACUCCUUUACAACCAUCAUCACAUCUGAUGCCGCAGCAACAUUCUCCACCGCAGCAACAUUUACUUUCACAUCAGCCCCAACAUACUCAACAACACUCAUUACAACAAAGUCUUCAUAUGCCGCCAAAUGAACCACCGCCAGUGGAACCAUUACCACCAAUAAUUACCCAACAACAAUCGGCGCGAAAUACUCCUGUUCAUGAUUCUCCACAACACUCCAUUCAACCGCUACAGCAACAACAACCACAACAACAGCAACCAACACUCUUGCAACAGCAACCACAACAACACACCCACUCAAUCAUGGACACCUUCGGAAGUGUCGAUUCAAUUCCAUCUGCAGUUCCAGUGUUGCCACAACAACAGCAUCACCAACAAGCACCACCACCACCAGUCUCAGCUCUCAACGAGACCAACUCCAAUGAUUCAGUAACAUCGCACCUGGUGGUUAACAACGAUACAAAUAGCAACAAUAGUAAUAACAGCAACAGCACAAGCAACAGCAUUGUAAAUAACCAACCAACAUCGAUUCAUGAUAGUAACUCACAGAAUUCUAUCAUCAGUAACAACCAGAACUGUAGCACACCACCAGAGGUGAUUGGUAGUGAUAUUGCUCCGCCACCUGCGGCCACUACCCCAAGCAACAUUCAAAUGUUCGACUCGAAUUCAAUGCCACCAACGGCGACAACACCUAUGGACUAUGAGCCACAACCACAGUUGUCAAUAUUAGAGCCAAAACCCCAGCUACUGCCAGUGCCAGUGCCAGAGGCAGCCGUACUAAAUCAAGACUCUAUGCCAGAGACAGUGCGCGAAGAGGAAGAACCACAACAACAGAUGAUAACAUCUGCUGAAAACUCAAUGGAUGCAAGUGAACAUGGAAAUGAUCUUCAGGAACUCGUGUCAGUUCCUGAAAUUACCAAUCCACCAUCUCCACAGCAGGUGCCUCCGCCGCAAGAGCUUCCUCCUCAGCCUCAGCUGCAAGAAGUUCCUCCCGUGGAAGUACCAAUAAUGCCAGUGGAACCGAUUGCAGAACAUGUUCCAUUACCAAUACAAACAAUUCCACAACCUUUACCAGAACAACAACAACCACCACCACAAAUACAACAGCAACCAACACCACCACCACAACAGCAACUACAACAACCACCACCAACAGCAGCACUUAUGGCAGAAACUGAAGUUCAACCAACAUUGUUGCCACUUGUUCCAGAACAAAUGCCACCACAGCAACCAUUGCAACAGCCGAUAAUUCCUACGAUGCAACCAUUACCACCGCAUUUGUUGGGACCAGCUGGAGCCCCAGGCAUGACACCAAUGCCACCCCAAUAUGAUCCAACACAAAUGGCACCUAUACAUCCAACUGGUGGUUAUCCAGGUCCAUAUCCAUACAUGCCUGGACCGAUGCUUCAUCAUCAGGAAAGGGCCGCAUUGCAACAACAACUGCAAGAGCUCUAUUGUACGCCACCUACCCCAGACAUACAAGAGAAGAUCAUUCGCCUGCAAGAACGUCACAACAUGUUACAGGCUCACGAAACGACAGAUCAGUGUAAUGGUGGCCCACAAUGUAUGUUCCAGAACUCGAUCUAUACAAAUACUCAAAUGGUUGAGAGUCCUCAGGUGUCAAGCACCACCGGCAGAGGUCGUAACAAAGGUGCUUCCAAGCCGAGAAAACCACGCGCCAAAAAGGGUGACAAAGGUCAAGCAUUGGCUGCUGGAGAAAUGCCUCCAGACACAAGUAUUCUGCCAACUAACCUGCCAGUCUCCGAAGACUGUGUAACUCAAGGAGCUGGUGACACAUCCGUAGUGUCCAUGAUGGAUUUCAACGAGAGCUGUGACAUAUCGCAGGAUCAUUCAUCCAACGAAUUGGACACAUCGACUGAUGUGGCAGGUGGAAAGAAAAAGAAACCGCGUAAACCACGCAUUCCAAAAGAUCCAAAUAAGUCACCAAAAGAGAAAACCACAACGCCCAAAGAGAAAAAGAAAAAGGAGGGUGGUGGUGGCAAAGCCAAGAAAGGCAAAAAAGGUGCCGGCAAAGAGGGUGAAGAUCUCCUAUUGCUGGAGAAUACGAAUAGCAAAAAGACUGAAAGCGGUGAUGAGGCUACAAAGUCUCAAGAUGAUGAAGAUGGUGCAAUUCCUGAACCACCAACAACGACUUCAGAUGAACCAGCACCAAUGGAUGGUGAAACUCCAGAUUACGAUGAUAUUCCAGUUAGUAAAAUUCCCAAAUCAACGUGCGGUGAAGAAAUGAAUGUUGACGAAGAAGUCAAAAAUGGAGAUGAUGAUUCGGUAGUUGAUUCAGCUACUCCUAGUUCGAAGAAAAAGAAAAAAUCUUCAGGUGGAGGAAGUAGUAGCAGGAGGAAGCCAUCGUUAGGAGGUGGUAAUAGAUCUCUAUCAAGUAAGAAGAGAAAGAAUCGGGGAAGGAUUGUUCCAGAAUCCGAUGGUGAAAACGAUGAUAUGGCAACAACUCCACCACCCUCACCACCACCAGACGCCGAACUGGAUAGUUUGAAGAGGCGAUCGGCUAGGAAUACAUCUCGCAAGAAGUACAUUGACGAUGUAAUGUUACGUUUCUCCGAUGAUGAGGGUAGCGCAAUAAUUAGCUCUUCCCCGGCAAAGGAGAAGAAAAAGAGUGCAGGCUCUGCAGCCUCAACUCCAGCUUCGGUUUCCGCUAGUGCCUCGGCUGCUGCUUCGUCAGGUGUAAAUAGUGAUGCUGAGAAGGCGGAAAGUAACACUGGCACAGAGGUGUUGCCAGAGAACUCUUCAGUAAAUCCAGAAAUUCCAGAAGAGCAGCCAGUUCCAGCUGCGAAAGAAGAGAAAAUACCUGAAUCAUCUAAACCCAACUAUGUAUAUGUUAAUACAGGUGACGAAGAUAGCAUGGUUGUUCAGUAUGUUCUAGCUGUUAGGAUGGGCAAGAGAGAACUUCGUCCACCAGAGCCACCACAACCCGUUAAAGUAGCUGAAGAAGAGCCAAAACCUGAAGUAAAAGAGGAGACUACCGAAGAUGGUGGUGCAGAAAAGAAGACAACAGACGAAGAAACAGAUGUGAAGAAAGAAGAGAGUGCUGCUGAAGAAGAAAAAGAAACCAAGACAGAAUCAGAGGUUACUACAGAGGUCAAACUUGAAACCGAAAAUGAUGAAGAAACUCCCAAGAAGACUGAAGAAGGCGAUGAAGAUAAAGACAAAGCUACUGAACUUGAAAGUUCAGAGAAGUCUGAUGAAGAAAAGAAAGAAGAUACUGAAAUAGAAGCAGAAAAGGUGGAGGAGACAGAAGAUGAAGUGACAAAGGUUCCUAAAGAAGAAAAGAUGGAAGUCGAUGAGGAAGAAAAUGAAACUGUAACCGAAGAAGAAAAACCUGUUAAAGUUGAAGAAGAAGCUUUAUCAGAAACAGAGAAGCCAACAACAACCGAAAAAACUGACGCAGUUGAAGAAGAGCCAUCAGCUGAGAUUAAAGAAGAAGAAGAAGAACUGAAGAAAGAAGAUAAAAAUGAAGAUGAAACUGCGGCUCCUGCUGUAUCGACAGAGUCCACAGAAGAAGAUACAAAAGAAGAGAAAAAAGAAGGCGAAGAUACGGACACACCGAAACCAGAACCGGUAUUCAUCGAAGUUGAAGAGUACUUUGUUAAGUACCGUAAUUUCUCUUAUCUCCAUUGUGAGUGGCGAACUGAAGAGGAACUCUUUAAAGGUGAUCGCAGAAUCUCCGCUAAAGUUCGUCGUUUCCAACAGAAACAAGCUCAACAGAUGAAUAUCUUUGAAAAUAUCGAAGAAGAACCUUUUAAUCCCGACUUUGUUGAAGUUGAUCGGGUGUUGGACAUGUCCGAACAUACUGACACCGCCACCGGUGAAAUUACCAAACAUUAUUUGGUCAAGUGGAAGUCACUUCCCUAUGAAGACUGCACAUGGGAGUUGGAAGAAGAUGUAGAUGAAGAAAAAAUUGAACAAUUUUUGGUAUUUACCAAAAUUCCACCACGUUCCGAAUGGAAAUCAAAGAAACGUCCAUCACCGGAACUCUGGAAGAAGCUUGAAAAGACUCCAGUUUAUAAAAAUGGAAAUACUUUGCGUCCAUAUCAGUUGGAAGGUUUAAACUGGUUGAAGUUUUCAUGGUACAAUUCUCACAAUUGUAUCUUGGCUGAUGAAAUGGGUCUGGGUAAGACUAUUCAAAGUUUGACUUUUGUUCAUUCGGUGUGGGAAUAUGGCAUUAGGGGACCUUUCCUUGUAAUUGCUCCCCUGUCCACUAUUCCCAAUUGGCAACGUGAAUUCGAAGGCUGGACUGAUAUGAAUGUUGUAGUUUAUCACGGUUCAGUGACAAGUAAACAAAUGAUUCAGGACUAUGAGUUCUUCUUUAAGCAAGAUUCUGGAAAAGUCAAUAAAGAAUUGGUUAAAUUCAAUGUCUUAAUUACAACUUUCGAAAUGAUUGUCACAGAUUACAUGGAUUUAAAAAAUUUCAAUUGGAGAUUAUGUGUUAUCGAUGAGGCACAUCGUCUGAAGAAUAGAAACUGCAAACUUCUAGAAGGAUUGCGACAACUCAAUUUGGAACAUAGAGUUCUGUUAUCAGGAACUCCUUUGCAAAACAACAUCAGUGAAUUGUUUUCGCUGUUGAAUUUCUUGGAACCAGCACAGUUCUCAUCUGCCGAGACAUUUAUGACUGAUUUCGGUAGUUUGAGAACCGAAGAAGAAGUCCAGAAACUUCAAGCACUCCUCAAACCAAUGAUGUUGCGUCGGUUGAAGGAUGAUGUAGAAAAGUCUUUAGCUCCUAAAGAGGAAACAAUUAUCGAAGUUGAAUUGACAAACAUUCAAAAGAAAUACUAUCGUGGUAUUUUGGAACAGAAUUUCUCUUUCUUAAAGAAAGGAACCACAUCGGCAAAUAUUCCAAAUCUCAUGAAUACCAUGAUGGAACUCAGAAAAUGCUGUAUUCAUCCAUAUCUCUUGAAUGGUGCAGAGGAACAAAUCCAAUAUGACUAUCGUCUGCAACAUGGUGAAGAUUAUGAAGCAUAUUAUAAAAAUCUUAUCAAUUCUGCUGGUAAAAUGGUGUUGAUAGACAAACUUUUGCCAAAACUGAAAGCCAACGGACACAGAGUGUUGAUUUUCAGUCAGAUGGUUAGGUGUUUGGAUAUUUUAGAAGAUUACCUGCUCUACAAGAAGUAUUCAUUUGAGCGUAUUGAUGGAAGAAUUCGAGGAAAUCUUCGUCAAGCUGCAAUCGAUCGAUAUUCAAAACCUGAUUCGGAUCGUUUUGUAUUCUUGUUGUGUACCAAAGCUGGUGGAUUGGGUAUUAAUUUAACAGCUGCAGAUACUGUCAUUAUUUAUGACAGUGAUUGGAAUCCACAGAAUGAUUUGCAAGCUCAAGCUCGUUGCCAUCGUAUUGGUCAACAAAAGAUGGUCAAGAUUUAUCGUCUUCUUUGUCGUAACACUUACGAAAGGGAGAUGUUUGAUAAAGCUUCAUUGAAAUUGGGUCUGGAUAAGGCUAUUCUACAAUCAAUGAAUACAACACAGGGCAAAGAUAGCAGUAAUAGACAGCUAUCAAAGAAAGAAAUUGAAGAUUUGCUCAAAAAGGGAGCCUAUGGAGCUGUCAUGGACGAUGAUGCGGGCGAUAAGUUCUGUGAAGAAGAUAUCGAUUCGAUUUUGCAACGGCGAACACAAGUUAUUACAAUGGAGUCGGAAAAGGGAUCGACCUUUUCAAAGGCUUCAUUUGCCGCUUCAGGCAAUCGAUCUGACAUCAAAGUUGAUGAUCCAGAUUUUUGGACAAAAUGGGCAAAGAAAGCAGAUAUUGAUCCUGAUGCAUGUGAACGAGAUGAAGAAGAAAAUUUAGUUUUAUCGGAACCUAGAAGAAGGACACAAAUCAAACGUUAUGGACAUGAAGAUGUAAUGGAAAUGUCCGAGGAUUCAUCUGCGGAAAAUAGUGAUGAAGAUAGCAUUGGACUUCGAAGCAGAAGAAGAAAAGAAAAACUUGCUCGAAGAAGCCGUGGCAAUGGUAAUGAAGAUUACAUACCAAGAGAUCGUGAUACAUUAGCCGCAAUGGGUUUGGAAGAAAUUCAAUAUGGAAAUUGGGCAAAAUCUGAAUGCUUUAAAGUUGAAAAGGGACUUUUAUCUUAUGGAUGGGGACGUUGGACAGAAAUCAAUGAACUUGGUCAGUUCAAACGAGGAUGGCGAGAAAGUGAUGUAGAAGAAUGUGCUCGUGUUAUCCUACUCUAUUGCUUACAAGUAUACAAAGGUGAUGAGAAGAUCAAAAAUUUCAUAUGGGAUCUUAUAACACCAACAGAAGAUGGUGAAAUCCAGAAGAUCAGCAGGGACCAUAGUGGCUUACACAAUUUGGUGCCACGAGGUAGGAAUGCAAAAGGUCGAAACGGUGGAAAGAAUACAAAGGAACCACCUUGUGCCGGACCAUCCAAGCCGGAACAUGGCGAAAAAGGUUGUGGCCAAAAUCUGCUUGACCCAAAUCACUGGAGCAAACAAGAGAAAUUCGAUGCCGAGGUCUAUCUAGAGGGUCCAUAUAAGAAGCAUUUGGGUCGGCACGCGAAUAAAGUUUUGUUACGCGUGAGAAUGCUAUACUACAUCCAGCACGAAGUCAUUGGAGACUUGGUGCAACAAAUCAGUGAUGGCGUUCCAGCAAGCGAGCUCCCCAUUCGCCCGCCACCGACACCCGAUCAGACGCCAAGCUCCUGGUGGAAUCCUAACUGUUGCGACAAAAGCUUACUGGUUGGCACAUAUAAGCAUGGCUGUGAAAUGUACCGGCAAAUCCGUGCCGAUCCGAUUUUGUGCUUCGUAAGCCAUGUCGGUCCCGGCGAUGACAGCGCACUACCAAUGAAUCCGAACAAUGAGGAUGAUGCUAAUUCAAAACAUGAAGAUGCUGAUGAAGUCGAUGAUGAUGGUACAGCAACCAAAGAUUCUGAUUCGAAACCAGGUGGCGAAUGCAGCAGCAAAGAUGCUGAUCCAGAUCGCCCCAGUUCAUCGGGUAAGAAUAGUGCCGAUGAAAGUAUUGCCGCAAACAAUGAGACAAUGUCAAACUCAUGUUUAGGCUUGGACGAGGAGGAAAGUGGUACAAGCAGUUGUUAUCCGCCUACAAGUAUGCCAUCUGAUGAUUCAACUUGGCCGUCAAUGCAAGAUUUGAAUACACGUUUAAGGCGUGUUAUAACGGCUUAUCAAAGAAAUUACAAAAAGGAGGAAAUGAAGCAACAACAAAAGGCUAAGCUACAGGCACUGGUCUCAUCUACACCCCCACUGUCUGUGCCAAGCACUUCAAACAUACAACAAAUGAUGCAAAAUGCUGCUGUUAACUCACAAAAUCAACAGCAACAACAACAACAGCAGCAACAACAACAGCAACAACAGCAGCAACAACAACAGCAGCAGCAACAGCAACAACAACAAAAUAAUAUGCAAGCUAUGAUGCAAGGUGGAAAUACAUCGGCUCAUGGUAUGGUAAGUGGACAAGUUGGUGCUUCUUCGUCAAAUAGUGGAAAUAUUGCUGUUGGAAGUGGUGGAGGUGGAGUAGCUAGCGGCAGUGGACAGCAAUCGUCUUCGAAUGCAAGCACAUCCGCUGUUGCUCAAAUGCAAUCCUCACAAUCACAACAGCAACAACAGCAGCAGCAACAGCAACAACAACAGCAGCAACAGCAAGUACAAAUGCCAACUCCUGCAGAUAUUGGCCUAAUGCUUAGUCUGCUGAAUCCAGUCGAUGCCAGUCAAUUGGCCAACUUGGAUUUCAAUAAGUUGGCUAUGUAUUUGAAUCUGCACAAAUUCCAGAAAAUGGAGCGCCAAGGUAAAAUGGAAAUUGCCGCCAAAGAGCGUGAGCGUCAACGUCUUGAAAGUAUUCCCAAAAAAUGGAAUCGACGUGAAGAAUAUGAAUUCCUUCGGGUAUUAACUGGGUAUGGUGUUGAUUUGCUACAAGGCGUCAGCAUUAUUGCACCUGAUUGGACAAAAUUCAAAGCAAUGGCACAUUUGGAACGAAAAAGUGAUGAAACUCUAAGUGAUUAUUAUAAAGUAUUCAUUGCAAUGUGUAAACGUCAAGCUGGUGUUAAGCUGACUGAAGGCGAACGGGGUUUGGAAGGAAUCAUUGAAGACAUUAAUGAAGAUCAUGCUAAGCUUAUACUUGAUCGGUUAGAGUUGCUUUCAAAACUUCGCGAGGUAAUUCGUCAUCAUACAUUUGAUGAACGAUUAAAAUUGUGUCAGAAUAAUGUGGACACUCCUGAUUGGUGGGAACCCGGAAGACAUGAUAAAGAACUUGUUAUGGCAGUUCUAAAACAUGGCUUAUAUCGGUCGGAAACAUUUAUAUUCAAUGAUCCAACGUUUAGUUUUCUUGAGUCAGAAAAGAGAUUCCUUCGGGAAUUGGAAGCUCAAAUUCAGCGGUUCAAAAUGGAGUCUCAACUUGUUAAGGAUGAGAUUAUUGACUUGGACGCUAAUACAAGUCCAGUCAAAGAAGAAGUAAAGAAAGAAACAGUGACUGAAGUCAAGGCAGAAACUGAAGAAGCUGAAGUAAAGCCAAAGGUUGAAGAAAAUACUGAAGCAGUACCAGAAGCUGGUGAACAAAAGGCUGCUAGCACUGAAGCUGAGUUGGAUAAGAAAUCCGAAGAAGGAAUUGAGGAUUUAUCAGCUUCUAGCAAACCAGCCGAUAAAUCCAUUGAACCAGAAUCACCAGUCCCAUCUGUCAAAAAAGAACUUAACUCCAGUGUGGGUGAAGAAGAAGCUGCUUCUGAUCUUAGUAGCAAAUCCGAAGUGACUGAUCCUGAGAAAAAGGAUGUUGAGUUGCGUGGUGAAUUGGAAAAACCAAUCAAAGAAAUUUGUGAUCCUGCUGAAGAAGAAAAAAUGGAAACAGAUGAGGUGAUUCCUGAAGACAAACCCACUCCAGAAAAAGAAACUUCUGAAGAAGAACCUGCCAAGAAGGAAAAUUCUUCCGAAGAGCCUGCAACCGUCGAAGAAACUGAAGAAACCAAACCCAAACCAGAAGAAUCAGCUGGCGAAAAUGGCAACGCCGAAAAAGAACCCACAGAAAAGGAUUCACUGCCUCCAUCAAGUCCCACUGUUGAGAAACCAAUGGAUUGUACUGACUUGUCGGCCAAGAAGACUGACGAUGCUUUAGAUCUAGCUGGUCCAGAUGCAAAGAAAACUUCUGACGAAGAAGAAGUUAUGAAAGAAAAAGAGAAGGCUGUUGAAGAAGAAUGUCAGAAACAAGCUGCUGAAUUGAAAGCACGCUUCCCAGACCUUGAGGUCAUUCAGCCCUCGGUCAAACAUAAGACAGAUAAGGAACGUCCCAAAGCCGAGAAAUGCAUGGUUCGAUGGCUAAAGGACUUUGCCUUAGAACAACGAAUCUCUCAUAUUGUCACAUGUGUCGAGACAAAUCAAUGGCCAGUUGGUCCCAAUUAUUCAGCUUAUGCUGGUUGUCAAGGAGUCGAUUUAGAUAUUGCUCUUCACGAAACAAUUGGUCAUUUGAAUGUUAUUGAGCGUCGCUCAGAAACACCAGACGUGAUUACCAUUACAACCGAUCAAGGCAUGCCAAAGCACUUACAAGCUCAGCUUCAAGCAAGUCAAAUUCCUGGUGGCGCUGGACCAUCACAACAACAACAACAACCAACAAUGAUGUCUUCUCCUUCGGUCCCAAGUGGAUCACCAUCGCCGGCACCUAACUCUUCGGGUGGUGGUAAAAAAAGGAAGCGACAUAUCGCUAUUGACGUCGAGACAGAGCGUGCUAAACUGCAUGCUCUGCUUAAUAGUACGCAGUCAAUGAAUCAAAAAGGAUGGGGUGGUGAGGAAGAUAGCAACGAUUCACGACGAAGUUCGUCAUCGCUCUCGCUGCAACCACCGCCAGCACAUCAACAUCCACCACGACAGUCAUCGACUCCGUCGUUCAAUAAGCCAGCGGUGCCACCGAUGAAGACGCCUCCACCACAAAUGGGUGGACCAAUGGAUUUGUCUUCCAGUCUUCCCAAAGCCGGAAAUAUUAGCGAAAUGCUUAAAGCUGCAGCAGCAGCUGCACCAAUCGAUUUAAGUGAAGUGCAAGACUUUUCCAUGGGCAAUAAGAAAAGCAUGGCUGCUAUGAGCUCUGCCUAUGCUGCAUCUGCAAUGGGUGGUGGCGGCGGCAACAACAACAAAGGAAAACUCGAUGAUACUCUUAGCAAAUUAAUGAAAAAGAAUAAUUGCGUAAGAUCAAACAACAGCAAGAAAGCCGAAUUGAACGAAAACCGAUUGAAUAAUUUCCCUUCACAGACAAUCGAAGAACCUGUUGUUGGAAAGGAAAAGAAACGUAAGAAACUCGAUGAAAUUGUUCUAGGAUUGUCGGCAGCUAAAGAACAAAAAACAUUCCCCGAUCCAUCGCUGCCAUCGUCGAAAAAACAAACCAUAACACCAAGUGUAUCGGUGACACCGGCUAACGUACCCUCUACAAUGGCCAAUCAAAGUAAUCAAAAACCAUUUACGAUAACAGUAACAAGUGUACCAGGAAAAUCAAAGAAUAGCUCAUCAAUGCCAUCGGCAUCACCCUCUUCAUCGCAUGCAUCAUCUUCGUCAUCUGGUUUGGCUGCAUUGCAAAAUAUGGCUAUGGGUGGUGUACCAUCGAAGGAUAGCUUAAAUGCAUUGCUUGCUCAAACUAUGCAAGCUGAUCCUCAAACGUUCCUUAAACAGCAACAAAAGAUGAUGCAAUGUUUGCCAGCAUCACAACGUAAGGCUUAUGAAGUCAUGCUUGCUGAUAUGAAACAAGCUGUUGAAAUGACUUCCAAAUACAACUCCCAUGACGUUAAGGUGAACAAAUGGUUGGCUGAACAAAAUGCUGCCCUCAAUGAACAGCUCAACAUGGACUAUCGUCGAUCAAACCGUAGUUCAUCGGGACAAGCAUCAAUGCCUAAAGCUUCUCCCCAACAACCACCUCCUCAACCACCACCACAACAACAACAACCCCAACUCACAGGACCCCAAAGUCUUACGGGUGAUGAACCAGUUGUGGUGAUUAACAAACAAACAGGCAAACGUCUUACAGGAAACAAAGCGCCACAGCUUAAGAGACUCAUGCAAUGGCUAACGGAUAAUCCAGCUUAUGAAGUCGAUCCAAAAUGGUUGGAACACAUGCAAAAUCCAAUGUCAGCACCAUCACCAAAAUCAAGUCAAAUGGACACAAGCGGUUUCAGUGGAAGUUCAAGUAAGAAUCACGGUGGUGGUCGUCCAUCUUCGACAUCGAGCAAUGCAUCGACAAGUAGUCAUUCACAGCAACAGCAAUCGCAACAACCACAACAAUCGCAGUCGAAGAAAUCUAGUCGACAGAGUGCCAUUGAUCAAGCGAAUGCAAUGCAAUUUGGAGGAUUGGCUGGUCUCAAUCCCAACUUGUUGUCUGGCCUACCCGGAUUGGGUGCUUUCGAUCCAAAGAAUCCUCUGCUAAUGCCAUUUGCUGGAAUGCCCGGUUUGGGUGGCAUGGGUGUUUUAGGUAAUCUUGGCAAUAUGAGUAAUAUGAAUUUGUGUAACAAUCUUGCCGCAUUGAGUGGUUUGGGUAAUUUGCCUGGAAUGGAUGCACAAAGUUUAGCUGCAUUAUUAACUGCAGCUGGUACAGCUGGAUUAGGAGGAAUGGGUGGUACUUCUUCAUCACAAGGUGGUGGCGGAGGCAAAACAAGUGGAUCUCAAUCGAGCAAGAAGAGCAAAAACCAAGACAACUCGCAACAGAGUAGUAGCUCAUCACAGGGUGGAAGUGGUGGUGGCGGAGGACAAGGAUCGGGUGGCAGUAGUGGUGGAAGUAAGAAUAUUCCAACAUCAAGUGCAUCAUCUGCCGCAGGGAAUAGUGCAUUCCCAUUUUUGUUCCCCAAUCCAGGUUUGUUGUAUCCUCCAUUGGGAUUGGGUGGUUUGAAUCCAUAUUCUCUGGGUUCUGGUAUGUCUGCAUAUGAUCAAUUAGCACAACAAUAUAACUUGCUGAAUGGAGCAAACAAUCCACCGACUUCAUCAUCGUCUACAUCGAAGAGUUCACAUCAAUCGCAAGGAAAAUCAAGUAAUUCACGUUCGAAUGCUAUGAGCACAGCUAAUAUGGGUGGUGCCUCGACUUCAACAUCGAGUAGUGGACGUGGUCGUAGUUCGGCUUCAAGUCGUGCUGCUGCCAAUGAAAUGGCUCAAUUGUCCAGUCUGUUGAUGGGUAAUGCCGAUCCACAUCUAUUGGAAUCACUUAGCCGAAUGGCUGGAAUGGAUUUGGGACAAGCUUCACGUUUGAUGAGUAGUUUGGGAGCACAACCUAAUCCACCAUCAGAAAAACGUUCAUCGGCGUCCUCGUCGAUGUCGUCGAAAGAGGCUCAUGAAAAACAAGCAGCCAAAGAACAACAAAAGUGGAUGGAGAGUUUGGCCCGUGGUGCACUGCCACCUGACCUAGCAACAUUGCAAGCUUUCACUCAAGGUAAACUUCCAUCUGGAUCACAGUCAUCUUCGUCCAGUAAGAGUGGCUCGAAGGGAUCGUCUUCGCAAUUACCACAAAUGUCAAUGGCAGGAGAUCUUAGCCAGGCGUUCCUUGCCGAAAUGGCUGCCCAAGCAAUGGCUGCAGCUGCCGGAAGUGGUCCACUCUCCAUGGGUGGUGGUGGCCUCGGCGGAGGUGGUGGUAGCAUGGGUGGUGGCGGUGGAGGAAGUAGCAAACGAAGCCGUGAUCAAGAAAUGAAGGAUGCCUUUGAGCAGUUUAGCAAACAACAAAUGGACAUUUACACGCGCACAUUAGGUCUCGGCUCGGGUAUAUCUUUGAUACCAACAUCAUCGGCUUCGUCGUCUGGCCUCAAUGACGAUCACAAGCCCAAACGUUCUCGUUCAGAUAGUCACACAUCGAGUAGCUCCAAAGAUGACCUUUGUCUUCCCCUGAAUCUAGGCUCGAUGAGCAACAUUGAAAAGAGUCUUCGCGGUAUGACUGGAGGUGGCGUCGGAGGUGGUGGUGGAGGCAGAGGAGAUGGAAGUGGCAUGGGUGGAGGACAUUCUGGUUGUGAUUCCAUUGACAAAGUUACCCUUACACCACUUAGUUCGGCUGGCAUUGCAGCAAAUCUACCCUCACAAACGACUAUAACCAUUGCCCCACCGAUAAGCUCUGGCGCUAGCACUAGCAGUGAUCGUAGUGAACGAAGUGAAAGUCGCAUUAGUCUAACGAUAACAAAUGCAGCUGAUGCUGCUAAACUACCACCGCCAUAUGAAGAAGCUGACGAAUUGAUUAUUCAACCAAUAUUAAAGAAGGUACAACCUUCUGGUGGUGGUGAUGAUGGUGAUGGCUAUGAAGAACGUCGAUCAUCAAGUAGAUUGAAAAGACCACGAUCAAGUGGUGAACAUUCAUUAGAUAGCCCAGCUGAAAAGAGAAGGGAAUUACGUUCUACAAGACAAACACGUCAAAGUGGUAAUUCAGAAACAUUAAAUCUAUCAACGAAUAAUGAGAAUGACACUGAUAAGGGAGAUCAGUAGGGAAUAAAGAAUGUCCGAAGAAGUACGAGACUAAAAUCAACAUCUACAACAUCAACAAAUACAAAUUUGACGAAAAACAAAACAAAUGUUAAGAAAACUAAAAUUAUAGAAACAAAUACUAAAAUUAAAAAAACAAAAAAAUAGAUGAGAAUUCUCUCUCUCUGCAAAAAAAAAAAUUAAAAUACAAAAACAGAACAACAACAAAAAAACACAAACAUACAUACAUAAAAUAUUUAGUUCUGACUGUAUUGUAUGUCUUUGGGUCAAUUUUGUGUUGUUUCUUUUGUUUUUUUCCAAGAAGAGAACUCCAAACUAUACCCCUCUAAUUCAAACGCUUAAAUAUUUUCUAACUUAUUUUUUAAAAUGUUUUGUGUAAUGAUUUUAAGUUUUAUAUUAUAACGUACAUAUAUGUAUUUGUUUAUUAUUAUUAUUUUUUAAUUAUUAUUUUAUUAAAUUUCCUCCUGUGUCUGUAAAUAAAAAAAAUAUAUAUAUAUUUAAUUUGUAAGUAACCACCAAACGUCACAUCCUCCCUCUAUAAUUUUUUUUUGUCCACAAUACAUGUACUUUAUAUAGCAAAACAAAUUUCUACAAAAAAUAAACAAAAAGUUAAAAAAAUAUUUAUUUAUGUUAAGUAAGACUAAAAGUAAAUAAUUUUUUUUGUUUUUAAUUAUUAUUAUUUUUUUUUUUAAAUAAAUGUCUCUAGACAGACUUAAAAGGUUUUUAUUUUAAGUAAAUAUUAUAUUAUAAACUAUUCUAGAAUUUUCAAUUAUUAAUUUUUAAUUAAAAAAAAAUAAAAAUUAUAGGAACACAUUUAUUUAGAUUUAUCCUCUAUACAAAACAAGUAAAACAACAAAAAAAAAUAAAUAAAUAAUAAAAUGUAUUUUAGACAAGAAAACGAUUUAAAAAAAGUUAUAAUCUAAUAACGAGUCUUUGGGAGUGAUUAGUUUAAAAGAAAAAAUGGAGUGAAAUUAACUUGCUGCUGUGUUAAAUCCUCCUCCUGCUCCUCUCCAUCUGAAUUUUUCAUCUCCAAAGAAAAUAUUAAUAAAUGUUGUUGAUAAAAAAAAGAAGAGAGUAAUUUUCUUUUUUUUUUCUUAAAUAAAAAAAUAAAAAAAAAAACUGACUGACUGCAUGCUGCUGUUGAAUAAAAAUUUAAAAAAAAGAAAAGAAAAAUAUAUAAACCACACACAAUUCUUCAAGUGUGAAGUUAGAUUUGUUUUAUUUUUUUUUUCGUUUGCAUGUAUUUUGAUAUUUAAAUAAAUUAUUUUUUUUAUUUAUAAAUAUUUUCUUUGAACAAAAUUUAAAAAAAAAAUAAAUAAAUAAAAAUAAGCAUGCACACGAAAGAAAAGAAGAAAAAAUAUUUAUUAUUUUUAUUUACAUUCAAUACUUAUAAUAAUAAAUAAAAGGGUACGAGAUGAGUGAGUAAAAAUACAAAAAAAAAAUAUAUAACAUACCAACAUUACAUACUAGAGUUAUUAUCAUAAACAAAACAAACAAAAAAAAAUACACACAAUUUCCAUACAAAAAAAGAAAAAAAGAAAUAAUAUAACAACAACAAAUAAAAACAUGUUGAGGAAAUUCCAUCAAAUAUUGUGAUUAAAAAUAAAAAAAUAUUUUGUAUAAAAAAAUGAAUAUAAAUAAGCGAAAAAAACAAAAAAAAACUAUGCUUAAAAAUAAAAAAAAACAACACAUAUAGUUUCCAAACUUAAACAAUUUAAAUAUAUAUAUAUUAUAAACAAAAUAUAUAUAUAUAAAGAUAAAAACAACUUAUAAUUACAAGAAAAUAUAAAAAAAAAAAACAAACUGAAUAAAAGUAGGUCUCCCGAUUUUUUAAUUAAAUAUAAAAAAAAACAACUUUACUCUGUAAUUAUUCAAUUUUAAAUAGAUAUUUUUAAUUAUUAUUUUUAUGUAAAAUAUAUGAUUUUAUUAGAAAAGAUACAGCAAAUUUAAAACUAAAUCCUAGGAACCCAAAAUAAGCAAAAUAUUAAAUAAAAACAAAACAAAAAAAAAACACGAAUGAUGUUUAUCAAUCGAGACACAAAAAAAAUACAAAACCUAAAAAAUAAAAACCAUCU
Molecule: messenger RNA, 18979 nt
Organism: Episyrphus balteatus (marmalade hoverfly)
Lineage: Eukaryota; Metazoa; Arthropoda; Insecta; Diptera; Syrphidae
Gene: kis
Product: chromodomain-helicase-DNA-binding protein 7
Exons: 18
Coding region: 1212-16907 (5231 amino acids)
Molecular function (GO): ATP-dependent chromatin remodeler activity; protein binding; ATP binding
Source: RefSeq, a predicted model, not a curated record